CACUCAGUCUGCGUGGCCGGCCUCCCCCUGCCGCAGAGCACAGCAAGGCCAGGAAGCGUGAGUGACCCGCCCGGCGCCCCCAGCUCGCCUGGUGUCAGCCUUUGACCCGGCCCUCUGGACUCUGGCCCGGCAGGUGGUUCCCCUGUGGCCGCGUGGCCCAGCAGAAUGGCAUCCUACCAGCGUCCUUUCUUUCCAUCCAGGAUGUGAAAGGGGCAGAAAAAUAAAGACCCACCACUCCGCACGCCCCUCCCCGUCUGCUAGAAUGUUUCUCAUGAACGCCCGUCCUGUGGUCGCUCUCCAGUCCAAAUGGGAGGCCUUCAGCACACCAGGAAGCUUUAGGUUUCCUGGGUGCUUCUCAGAGCCGAAGGAGGGCGUCUCGAGGGCUUCGGUGAGUGCCCAAGUGCAGAUGGUCAUCAGCGCGCUCCAGGGCGACCAGGCUGCUCUGGGCAUGAGCGAUGAGCUUGCCGUGCACAGGAGCCAGAGAGCAGAGAAAGGCCAGGACGCCAGGCUGGCCGCCACCCCCGCGUUUACUGCCUGUGGUCUCAGCACUGAUUUUGUCCCUUCAAGGGAGGAGGAAGCCGCAGACUUUGGCCCCUUGGUGCUGGAUUCGGACAGCGACGACUCCGUGGACCGGGACAUCGAGGAAGCAAUCCAGGAGUACCUGAAGGCCAAGAGCGGGGCCGCCCAGCUGCCUGCGGCCACGGAGGGGGGCAGGCGGUCCAAACCAGAAGUUCCUCUGAGUAGCACCCUGAUUGCCCCGUGUCCCCCGAAGUUGGCACCCAGCCCAGGAGGCACCCCUGGCAGCCGCGCAGGAGCCGGCCAAGACCGGGGCUCCGCCUCCCCGGUUAGCGUUAGCAGCGACGACUCCUUUGAGCAGAGCAUCCAGGCAGAGAUAGAACAGUUUCUGAGCGAGAAAAGGCAACACGAGACCCCAAGAUGUGAGGUUUCUGUGGACGCGAAACCAGACCUCAGCAAUAAUGCGGUCAGAUCAGCAUUUAGAUCCGGCAAAGAGCCGACAGUCAAGACACAUCGGCAGGAAGUGAUGGGGGCCUGCAAGGACUUUCUCUUCCGGAAACCUCCCAGGCUAGCCAAGGUGAGCGCACGGCCCCGAGGCCUCAAGUCCAAGGCCACUGCCGAGCCAGAGAGCGCGGACCCCCGCCCUGCAGAAGCAGCCCAGAAUAAAGGCGCGGUCAGGAGGAGCGCUGGCCCUGGGCGGAGGGCCAAGCGAGCCAAGAGCGCAGCCCUGGUGUCCAAGGCGUCUGGCUCCAGCAGCGAUGAUGGCAUUGAGGAGGCCAUCCAGCUGUACCAGCUGGAGAAGAGGAAGGAGGCCGGCGGAGACCCGCCGCAGGGAACGCUGGGUGGGGAGGGGAAGGAGCCCGACCCUCCCACGCGCAGCACAGGCCAUGCCACAAAAGGUGCCUUGCCUGAAACCCGCAGGAAAACACCAAGCAGGAAGAAGCCCACGGCCCCAAAGGCCGUGGACCUCAGCCCAGGUGGCCCUGACCCUGCCCUCCCCUCCAAGCCACCCAGAGAUCCCAGAGCUGCUGAAAACGAGCUUGCGGAAUGGCCGCCAUGCCGGGCAGACACGUCCGCUGAGCUGAUGUGUGCCGAAGCAAUUUUGGAUAUUUCCAAAACCAUCCUGCCAGUCCCUGCAGUGGGCAGUGAGAGACCCCUGCCCGCCAGCCCACUCUCCUGCUCCCUGACCGUGCCCUCCCGCUGUGAUGGGGACAGCAGCUCCGUGGACAGCAAUGACAGCAUAGAGCAGGAAAUCCGGACGUUCCUGGCUCUGAAGGCACAGUCAGGAGCUUGGCUGGCCCGAGCGGAGAGCUGCCCGCAGACCACUCUGAGCCCAGCACCGCCACCUGGCCCUAGGGUCCCCAGCUCUAAAACGCUGGGCCUGUCGCUGAGCUGCAAAAGGAAACGCAGAGGAGGCAGCCACACUGGGCCACUGUCCACACCCAAGAAAGUGAGAGAGAUGGCACAGGAGGGCGCCCAGGAUCCUGACCACAGCCCAGCGAGCGCACAGCCUGGCCAGGCCCCCAGCGCAGAAGGCCAGACCAAGGGCCAGCCCAUCCCCUGCAGGCCACGUGAGGCGGGCGACCAGCACGGUGGCCCCGGGGGCAGCGUGUGGCCCGGCCAUGGGAACACGGCCCCAGCACCGAGCGCUGGUGAGCGGGGCAGCUCUGAGGACAAGAGCAGCUCCCUGGACAGUGACGAGGACCUGGACUCCGCCAUCAAGGACCUCCUGCGGUCCAGGCGGAGGCUCAAGAAGAGGUGGAGGGACCCCAGGGCCGCGCGCAAGAGGAAGGUCAGGUUCAGCACCACCGAGCCCCAGUUCUUGCAUAAACUCGGUGGCUUGCGGAGAGACUGGACGGACAGAAGCCCCCAUCUGUUGAAAAGCUGCCUCUCGAAGCCCAAAAAAGACAGCAGGGAGAACCUGGGGAAAAAGGCUCUGAGCAUCUCCUGCAGAGACCCAGAGAGAACCGGAGCGGACGGCGCGGGCCCCGGCGAUGUGCCCCCGGCCCUCCCGCUCCGGAGAAGAGCGUCUGAAGGGAAUCUGUUCUUCCCUGAAGCCGCCACCUGUGAACUUCAAGGUGCAGCCCCCGGCCCUCAGCCUCCGCCCGAGGACAGCAGCUCUGUGGACAGUGAUGACAGCAUCGAGCUGGAGAUCAGGAAGUUCUUGGCCGAAAAGGCCAAGGAGUCCGGGAGCGGCUCGGAAGCCCCAGGAGGGGCCCCAGCCGCCCCAGGGAUGGGGAGUGUGCCUAGGCCAGAGCUGCCAUGCCGGAAGGGGCCAGUGCCCGCCCUGGCCCCUCAUCCCGGUGUGUGCACGCGGAGCCAGCGGGGCAGGGGCGGUCCUCAACAGGCCGGAGGCCCGGGGGGUGCGGGGAGAGCCUUCCUUCCAGGCGGGAGGAGCGGCCCCCGAACAGAGCAGGCCUGCCUCCCCAGAGCCGUGGCCAGGCACACCAGCAUGGCGGGGGCCCUGUCUGCCAAAGGGUCGGCUGCUGGUCGGCGACUGGUUUGCACCCACAAAGAUCAGAGCCCGAGAGGGACCGAGCGUGCCAGGGAACGUGCUCUUGGCUCGCUGCCUGCUCGAGCUGAAGUGGGCAUCCGGGCAGAAAGCCCCGGUAUGGCCUUUGCUGUGACGACCCAGGGCCAGAGCCCACGGACUCAGAAGCCGGGAGCAGAUGGGCUAGGGAGCCCACAGGCCAGCCUCGCCCUCCCGUGGGCCAACUUCGCCCACCAGAGUCGGCUGCAGAGCACGUGGGCGCUGAGCCCAGAAGGCAGAGAGGCUGUGUGGAGAGGGGGCCUCAGCGGCCAGAGAGAGCAGGGGCGGGAGGGCCAGGACCCCAAGAAAGGCCUGCCCUUCACGGGCUUCUCCUCGCUGCUGUCCACACAGCUGUUCCACUUUGGAAAGAGCGUCUCCUGGGGCGGCAAGCAGGCCGGCGUCUUCAGCCCGCCCCUGAGUCUGCCCCUGCAGGGCCCGGCCUUCUCAGCCUUCAGAGAGACCCCAGCCGGCCACAGCCCCGUGUUUGGAAGCGCGCCCCUGCUCACGAAGAAAGAUGGGGGACACUGGCCCGGCCGGAAGUCCCAGGCGGCGUGCGCUCUGCACGCCAGGAGGAACUCGGGCUCCGAGGAGGACGUUCUAGACCUGCGGUACAGGCGGGGGGCCACUGGUGGAGGCAGUGAGGCCCAGGAGGCCUUGGGGAGUGACUCCAGCGAGCUCAGUGACACCUCCAUGGAGGAGGGUGGCGGCUCGGGGGCCAAGGGCAAAGCCCUCCAGCCAUGAGGCUGCUCACGGGCUCCGUCUUCCUGGGAAGCAGACCCGCU
This is a messenger RNA of Lontra canadensis (Northern American river otter), 3828 nucleotides long. RefSeq names its product protein phosphatase 1 regulatory subunit 26 (gene PPP1R26). Gene Ontology annotation, molecular function: protein phosphatase inhibitor activity. Gene Ontology annotation, biological process: negative regulation of phosphatase activity. The record is from RefSeq and is a predicted model, not a curated record. NCBI's taxonomy places the organism in Eukaryota, Metazoa, Chordata, Mammalia, Carnivora, Mustelidae. The coding region runs from base 263 to 3787 and encodes 1174 amino acids. The transcript has a single exon.